Cricetulus griseus (Chinese hamster) is the source of this 2317-nucleotide messenger RNA. The record is from RefSeq and is a predicted model, not a curated record. Lineage: Eukaryota; Metazoa; Chordata; Mammalia; Rodentia; Cricetidae.
AUGUCAUCUUCUCUGUACUUAUGUGUGACCUUGUUCUUCUUCCAGCAAUACCCCAUUGAUACUUAUGACCCACUCAUGGGCCUGGUAAAGGCGAUGGUAGCUCUUGGUAGUAAGCCUUCUUACGUGGGCACUGGAUCUGAGCUUGGGACCCUCUUCAUCAUGCUACUUACCUGCAGCUAUAGUGUCUUCACUGUGCUCCCUCUCAUUGUCCUGCACAUCACUGGACAAUACAUGAUAUGGUCUGGAGAGCUAAAGGAUGCCAGACUUGCAUCUUAUAGGUUGACAGUGACUUCACAGGGGUUGCACUCUGGUGGUGAUCCCACAGAAGCAACUGCUAAACCAAAGAGGAGCUUCUAUGCCGCGAGGGAUUUGUACAAAUACCGACAUCAGUACCCAAACUUCAAAGAUAUCCGAUAUCAAAAUGACUUGAGCAACCUUCGCUUUUAUAAGAAUAAAAUUCCGUUUAAGCCAGAUGGUGUUUACAUUGAAGAGGUUCUAAAUAAAUGGAAAGGAGACUAUGAGAAGCUGGAGCACAACCACACUUACAUUCAAUGGCUUUUCCCCCUGAGAGAACAAGGCUUGAACUUUUAUGCUAAAGAAUUAACUACAUAUGAAAUUGAGGAAUUCAAGAAGACAAAAGAAGCAAUCAGAAGAUUCCUCUUGGCCUAUAAAAUGAUGCUAGAAUUUUUCGGAAUAAAGCUGAUUGAUAAAACAGGAAAUGUGGCUCGGGCUGUGAAUUGGCAGGAAAGAUUUCAACAUCUGAAUGAGUCCCAGCACAACUAUUUAAGAAUUACACGAAUUCUGAAAAGCCUUGGUGAGCUUGGGUACGAGAGUUUUAAGUCUCCUCUUGUAAAAUUCAUUCUCCACGAGGCUCUAGUGGAAAACACUAUUCCCAAUAUUAGGCAGAGUGCUCUGGAGUAUUUUGUGUAUACAAUUAGAGACAGAAGAGAGAGGAGAAAGCUCCUGCGGUUUGCCCAGAAACAUUACACACCGUCGGAGAAUUUCAUCUGGGGACCACCUAGAAAAGAACAGCCAGAGCGAAGCAAAGCCCAGAAAACUCCUACUCUGCCCACUUCGGGUUCGAACAGUCAAACUUCCAUGCACAAGAAAUCCAAGGACUCCAAAAAUUCUUCAGUAGCUAUUCACCUAAAUAGCAAAACUGUGGAAGAAAAGAAGGGAGCCUCCAGGGAGACUGGGGAGGAGACAGACAAGCCGAGCCCAGAGCCUUGCAGUGAAGAUACCAAGCCAAGAAACACAGAGAAAGACAGUGCUGCUGACGAAUCGAAUUCCCCACCGGAGGAGAAAACAGUUACUGAGACCACAGGGAAAGGGGUGUGUCCAACUUCUGAAAACAUUAGAGAGGGGGAAACCCAGAGCAAAGACUUGGAAAAUCCUGAAAACACCAGUUGCCAUGAUGAGGUAAUGUCACAGUGAAUUGUCACAAACCCACAAACCAGUUCCUGUCAAGGGAAUAAAAAAGUAGUCUAACUUAUCCUGAAGAACAGAGAUGAGGUCAUGUUUAAGACGUUAGCCAUCUGUGACUUUUGUUGUUAAUCCCUUGGUUCUUGCCUUUGGAUCACAAUGAAUUUGGAUAUUUAAUAAGCAAUUUUUAAAACCGGUUCCAAUAAAAGAAUAUAUUUAGGAUGUAUUUCCAAAUUCUGUAUAUAACAGUCACUUUAAAAAUAUUUUCAAGUUAUCUGGAACUAAUGGAGUAGCAUUUGGUAUUCAACACAUUCUCCUGGGAGAUUCAUGCAGAAAUGAGAGCCUCUCAUGAUGCAGUUACACCUGGCUUGUAUUCAUUUUGAAACUGGAAGGAUGAGGUGUUCUCAAAUGUAGCCAGAAAGUAAUCUGGACUCUUUGAUAGCAGCACCUCAGUGUUCUUAGCUUUGACUCUGCAGUGGCUGUCUUUCCCACUUGUCUGCAGUCCUGCUUUUUCCUGUCUUUGUCAGCUUCCAGAUGAGUUUCCUAGUACGUUAGGACCCUCUCCUGUCCAGGUGGAAGAGGGGAAAUUUUAAUAGUCUGAUUUCACAACUUUUUAAAAUGUUUAGAAUAAUGAAGGUAUUUUCAGUAAUAAGUGCUUAUAAAGGAUUUGUGUGUAUGUACGAGAAAAAAUCCAGAAAAAAAAAGACUGAUUUUUUUUUUUUUUUGCAUCUGUUCUAUACAAAAUUGGUGAUUGAUUAUGGAUGCAAAUCACUUAGGAGUGCUUUUUUCUGUUUUGUUUUGUUUUUUUGGUUUUUGUUUUUUUGUUUUUUUUUGUUGUUGUUGUUUUGUUUUUUCAAGACAGGGUUUCUCUGUGGCUUUUGAGGCUGUCCUGGAA